AGGUAGAUGCCUUUUCACUCUGGGAGCCGCCACUCCAGGAAGGUCUGUACCGGGCCAGGACGUGCCAGACCGGAGGCACGUUCACACUGCCAGCUUCAGAGACUUCAGGCGUCUCCCCGUGGCCGCUCCCUGCCUUAGAAGCCAGGCUUAGACAGCUGCUUCCCCUUCCCAGCCAGAUUUUGGGAUCCCUUUCCUCGGAGCCGGCAUACCUGGAUCCUUCCUUCGAAACCAGCCCUAGGGUCCUUUGCCUUGUGUGCCUUGUGUGCCUUGUGUGUCUCCCCCGGGGGCCCUCGUCCUGGGCCAUGGCCCAGAGCACGGGCCUGGGGCCUGGGCAGCUGGAAGCUGUGGUCAUUCUGCUCUGUCUUGGAUUAUUCCGGUCGGGGACGGGAGCUGAUGGGGCCGAAGCCCUUUGUGGUGUGGCCCCCCAGGCCCGCAUCACAGGCGGCAGCAGCGCAAGCCCUGGUCAGUGGCCUUGGCAGGUCAGCAUCACCUAUGAAGGCAACCACGUCUGUGGCGGGUCCCUCGUGUCCGAGCAGUGGGUACUGUCAGCUGCUCACUGCUUCCCCAGCGACCACCGUGUGGAAGACUAUGAGGUAAAACUGGGGGCCCACUACCUGGACGUCUACGCCCAGGACACCGUGAGCACCCUGGCACAGGUCAUCGUCCACCCCAGCUACCGUGAGGAGGGCUCCGAGGGCGACAUCGCACUCCUCCAACUCCACAGCUCUGUCACCUUCUCCCGCCACAUCCGGCCUAUCUGCCUCCCCGCAGCCAAUGCCUCCUUCCCUAAUGGCCUUCAUUGUACUGUCACUGGAUGGGGCCACACGGCCCCCUCAGCCAGCCUCCCGAGGCCUAGGCCGCUGCAGCAGCUCGAGGUGCCACUGAUCAGCCGUGAGACCUGUAACUGCCUGUACAACAUCAACGCCAACCCCGAGGAGCCCCACUUCAUCCAGCAGGACAUGGUGUGUGCCGGCUAUGUGGAAGGUGGCAAGGAUGCCUGCCAGGGUGACUCUGGGGGCCCACUCUCCUGCCCCGUGGAGGGCCUCUGGUACCUGGCAGGCAUCGUGAGCUGGGGCGAUGCCUGUGGGGCCCCCAACAGGCCUGGUGUGUACACUCUGACCUCCAGCUAUGCCUCCUGGAUCCAAGAGCGCACGACAGAACUCCAGCUUCAUGUGGUGCCUCAAAUCCAGGAGUCCCAGCCUGAUGGCAACCUCUGCAGCGCGUCUCUGCCCUUCAGCUCUGCCCUGGCCAGGGGCUUGCCGGGGCCCAUCCUGCUGCUGCCUCUGGGCUUGGCCCUGGGCCUCUUCUGCCCAUAGUGCAGGCUGAGCUACUCACCCCGGAAGCUGCCCCUACUUCCAGGACUGAUACGUCACACCCAAGGACAUGUGCCUGUUCCCAGGAAGGGACCCGGCCCCUCCCUGACACCCUCUGUGCCUGCGCCCUGGUGAGCCACUCCUUCCUUCCAGGACUCUGUGGGAGGCCAGGGCACCAUCCUGAUCUUUGAGCCUAUUCUUCUGGGUUUACUUUUGUGACUAUGACCCAUAGUCCAAGUUUUACUGCCUGUGGUGCUGGCCAGAACCUCUGGUCACCUCUACCUGCUGUUCACAAGCCCACUGGCUAAGCUCCUACAUAGCUCCUAAGGACCUCUGGCUAUAAAAAUGAGCCCUGGCUCCCACCUAUUUCCAGAAGACUGGGCACCUGCCCUGCCUAACUAGGCCUGCACUUUGCCCUCUUCCUUGUUUCUGGGCUCGGGCUGCCUUUGGGCAGCUUGUUUUCAAGGACAGGAAAGGCCCCAAUCUUGCCCCAUUGGCUGCUGAGCCCCCUUGAGCCCUGACUCCCGGAAUCCGGAGGACUGAGCCCCCAUCGGAACUGGGCUGGGGCUUGGAUCUGAGGUGAGCAACAGAAGGAGCGAAGAGUAAAGUGAAGAGUAAAAUGUCUUGAGCACAACAGGCGUGUGCGUGUGAAGUGAGACGAAGACCGUCAGCUCUCGGCCUCUCCCUCCCACUCCAAACUCCAGAGCCACCAGCAGAAUUUACUUUAUUAAAAAAAUGAUGGAA
This is a messenger RNA of Lemur catta (Ring-tailed lemur), 2057 nucleotides long. RefSeq names its product serine protease 8 (gene PRSS8). The record is from RefSeq and is a predicted model, not a curated record. The transcript is spliced from 6 exons. Lineage: Eukaryota; Metazoa; Chordata; Mammalia; Primates; Lemuridae. Gene Ontology annotation, biological process: positive regulation of sodium ion transport; proteolysis. The coding region runs from base 303 to 1316 and encodes 337 amino acids. Gene Ontology annotation, molecular function: serine-type endopeptidase activity; sodium channel regulator activity.